Messenger RNA from Asterias rubens (European starfish), 2872 nucleotides. RefSeq names its product heterogeneous nuclear ribonucleoprotein H3-like. Bases 83 to 1621 code for a protein of 512 amino acids. The record is from RefSeq and is a predicted model, not a curated record. Gene Ontology annotation, biological process: regulation of RNA splicing. The transcript is spliced from 11 exons. Gene Ontology annotation, molecular function: RNA binding. Gene Ontology annotation, cellular component: ribonucleoprotein complex; nucleoplasm. NCBI's taxonomy places the organism in Eukaryota, Metazoa, Echinodermata, Asteroidea, Forcipulatida, Asteriidae.
CUGAAAUUGAAAAGAAAGAAGCCGGGAGGGGAAAUAGGUGUGUACGUUAUUUUUGACCAAUCAAAUCAUAUCAACAGACAUCAUGAGUGCCGCACCAGGAACAGAGGAAGAAGAUGGCUUUGUCGUCAGAGCGAGAGGACUUCCCUGGUCCAGCACAGAAGAGGACAUCUCAACAUUUUUCGGAGAAAGCAACAUCUUGAAUGGCAAAGAUGGGAUUCACUUCACAUUCACACCAGCCGGCCGUCCCAGCGGGGAAUGCUUCAUAGAGUUUGAGACGGAAGAGGACAUGGAGAAUGCAAUGACCAAACACAAGAAGGACAUGGGACAACGCUACGUUGAAGUGUUCCGAUCUAAGAUUGGUGAAAUGGAGUGGGUAACCAGGCGUAGCGGCGCAGCAUCCUUUAAGGACAACGAAGGAUGCAUAAGGAUGCGUGGCAUACCCUAUGAAUGCUCCAAAGAAGAAAUUAUGCAGUUCUUCCAAGGGUUGGAGAUAGUGGCGAACGGUGUAACCCUGCCAAAAGACCACGAGGGGAAGUGCACCGGGGAUGCCUUUGUGCAAUUUGCAACCAAGGAUCUGGCAGAGCAGGCUUUGGGAAAGCACAUGCAAAAAUUGGGUCACAGAUAUGUAGAGAUCUUCCGCAGUAACGUGGAGGAGGUACGACGUGCGUCAAAUGCUGCCAAGCGAUCCUUCCCUAGACCUGGUCCAUACGAUCGCUUCGGAGGAGGAGGAGGAGGAGGAGGAAUGGGCAACAUGAGGGGCGGAAGGGGACUUGGGAGCUCUGGCUUUGAACGUCGCUACAGAUUCGAUGGCGGCUACGGAGGUGGAGGUUACGAAGACAACAUGUAUGGGAUGGAUAGCUACGGAGGCUUUGGAGGCAUGGGAGGUAUGGGAGGGGGGAUGAUGAACAGACGGGGACGAGGCAUGAGGGGCGGGAUGAUGCAGUCAAGAGGACGAGGCAGUGGAGGAGGUGGAUAUGGAAUGAGAAGCAGUGGCAGUGGAUUUGGUGGAAGCAGCAGCAGUGGGGGUGGCGGGAGUUACGGAGGUGGCUUCGGGGGUCCCGGGGGUGACAGCAUGUCCCCAGGAUUCGUCAGCAGCACAGGGCACUCUGUGCAUAUGAGAGGUCUGCCGUACAGCGCUACCGAGGAACACAUCAUGGAGUGGUUUGAAAAGAAGGCUGUCCCAUGUCGGGUCGUCAUCAAGUUCAACAACAAAGGUCAGCCGUCCGGCGAGGCCGACGUGGACUUCACAAGUCACCGGGAUGCAACGGCCGCCAUGGGCAAGGACAAGGAGCAUAUGAUCCAUCGCUACAUCGAGCUUUUCUUGAACUCCGAGGAGGAUGGCGACAAUGGGGAUGGGGGCGGAUACGGAGACGUCCCAAGUAUGGGAGGCAUGGGGGGUGGUGCAGGAAACUAUGGAGGUCAGAGUAGUCAGGUGGGAAGUCAAGGCUUUGGUAGCCAAGGCAACGGCUUCGGCAAUCAGGGAGGUGGGAUGCGAUCGGGCGGCGGAUACACCAGCUUCGAGAACCAGGGAUCAGGAUACCAAGGAAGCCACGGAGGCGGCAGCAGCGGUGGGUUCUACUCGGGCGGGUCCAGUGGUGGCGGCUUCAGCCAGGGAUUCUAAGAACUCUUUAAGAACUGUCGGAUCAACAAGGAAAUUUAACCCCAAGAGAUGCAUCUUCUUCUUUUUGUAUUUCCACAUGUCUGCGGGAAGUUGUUUUGUAUUUUUUAAUUGGUAGGAAUUUAAGUAAAUUCCAUGUACAUUGUGUCACAUUUUGCAGUUGGAAAGUGACUGAUUUUUGGGGAAUAUUCUUCUUGACCCAAGACUGCAAGGCAGUGAAACUGAAAAGCAAAGCUUUUUGGCAAGAUUGUCUAGUUUUGAAGAAUUGACGACCCGUUAAAGGUAGGGUCAUACUUUGGUAAUGACCCGGUGUAAUUUUGGUAAUGAGCCGGGGUAAUUUUGGUAAUGAGCCGGGGUAAUUUUGGUUUUCUUUCUAAAUGCUUACUCUUCCAUAAAGACUAGGUUUGUAUUGCAUUGUGCGAAAUUAUUUUAUUUGAAACGCCCCUGUUGAUUAGAAAUUGAUUAAAAGCUGAAACUUUCACAGGUGACUUAAAUUGUAUCUUUUCUGACAAUUUGGCCUUUAAAUCAGCAAUACGUUCGUCGUUAACAAAAUCAGCAAUACGUUCGUCGUUAACAAAAAACAAUCUAUGACCCUACCUUUAAGACUAAGUAUAUGUAGUGUGGAACUGAACUACUCCUCUGUUACUAAACUUUACCCCAACACUUGCCCCUCCCCCCUCCCUCCCUGUUCAAGUUUUUUUUUGUUGUCUGUUGUUAUAUACAUCAUAACGUAGUUGAAUGUUUUUUGUUUGAUUUUAAUCAUGUGCAUGGUGUAAUAAUUGGAACUGUAAAGAAAUAACACGACUUUAUCAUUGGACAGAUUAUAACCUGUAGCUUCCAGUGUUAAAAGUAAGUCAUAAAGUGUAGCACAAAAUACCAGAACUUUGUGGGAUAAACCCUUAGAUCAGGCAUGACAUUUCCCCCGCUGUAAAUAAUCAUCAAUGGGACUUAAAAAGUAUAGGGCGUGUUUUGGUGCGGCUUACUUUUUAUCUGACGUCCUUUUUCUCGGCCUUUACCUAGGGAAACAUUGGAUGUGGAUCGUGUUUUGAAUAUGUUCACUAUAUUUCAAUAGCAGUAAACUGUUGACUGUAGGAAUCUUUUAAAACUUUGUUGACAUGUUUUAAGAAGUAGUCAAGUGUGUAUAUGAAAGCAAAGAAAUAGUUUUACACAUGUUACUUUUACACCAACUGUUGUCAUUUAGUGUUUGUAACAAGUUUUUCAUUUCUGUUGAAGAAUAAAUAGUCUGGAAAUCGA